AUGACCUCAACUGGAAAUGGAAUACGCCCCAUUGAGACAGCGUCCGUCGGUAACAUCACUGCUGGGCAGGUCAUCGUCGACCUCCAAAGCGCGGUGAAGGAGCUUGUGGAGAACAGCUUAGACGCGAAGGCGACCAGUAUUGAGGUUCGGCUCAAGGAUAGUGGUCUCACCCUGAUCGAGGUCGUGGACAAUGGCGAGGGCAUAGCCCCCGACGACUACGCCAACGUAGGACUUCGACAUGCAACCUCUAAGCUGUCUUCAUUCGAAGACCUGACGUCGGUGAACUCUUUUGGCUUCCGUGGCGAAGCGCUCUUCUCCUUGUGCGCAUCGGCGGAAAGGGUGACGAUUACGACGUCUACUGGAGCAAAUGGGCCUAUGGGCACCGUUCUAGAGUUUGACCGGUCUGGGAAACUUGUGAGGAGCGACAAGAAGGUCGCCCGGACGCGCGGAACAACAGUGUCCGUUCAUAACGUCUUCUUCAUUGCCGCAGUCCGAAAGAAAGAAGCUCAACGGAACGUGAAGCGCGAGAUGGAUAGGGUCUUACGACUCAUGCACGCGUACACUCUCGUACCAUGCACCCAGCAGAAUGGCGGAGUAAAGCUCGUUCUUACGAACCAGUCGUCUAACGGGAAGAAGACUGUACCGCUGGGAAAUCAAGCUCAGAGGACGACAUCGUUGCGUCAAGCUGUAUCCAACCUUUGGACAUCCAAGGCAUUGGAGCAUCUAGUCGACUUGGAUCUCGAAUUCGAGGUUGAGAUCGCAAAGAUCGUGAUGCGAAGGCGCGGGCUGGAUAAGACGAGCAAUAACACUGUGCGCGUGCGCGGUUUGAUCUCCAAGUUCUCGGUGGGAUGCGGGCGCAGCAGUGCCGACCGUCAGUUCUUCUUCGUGAACGGGCGCCCAUGUGACCCCUCUAAAGUCACCAAAGCGAUGAACGCCGUCUACAAGACCUUUAACAUGACGCAGUCUCCGUUUAUCGUGGCCGACUUCAUUAUCCCGACGGAUGCUUGUGACAUCAACGUUAGUCCCGACAAGCGUCAGAUCCUACUGCACAGCGAGGACCAUCUCAUCGAAGCUCUCAAGCGGGCUUUGCAAGAGAAGUUUGGAGACGCGCGAUCAACCUUUUCCGUCAACAAUGCGCAGGCUGCCCCUUCCUCCUCUCAAGCAUCACUGUCUCGUAACUCGUCGUCGCAAGCCGUGUCAGAAGCGGACAAACCUCCCAUUCGCCCCCGGCUUCGGAAACCAGUGAACAGCGACUCGCUCGAUCUUGACGAGGGUGAGGACCACGAACAGGCUCCGUCGGCAGAACCCGAAUCCGAACCUCCUCGACUCACAACACGCUCGUCCUCGCCAGAGCUCCACUCCAACCACGCGUCCGAGAAUGCUUUAGAGGCCUCCAGCUUCGCGAAGGCAAAGAUAACGCCGCGUACACGUCUUACCUCUCCGGAGGCUCUCUCAUCUUAUGCCGGUCGUCGCUCUCCCGCGCAGAUCGAGCGUAUCGUGUCUGCCGCACCCAGCCGGCCGAGCUCCUCGAGGCAUCGCGAUGUGCAGAUGGUAUUGGACACGUCUGGCGCGGCGUGGAACUUGCGCCGUGAAAGCGCAGAACCACCGAGGAAGCGACCGCGGGUGGUAGAUGAGCCGGUGCUUCAACGCAACGCGUCGUUAUCGUCUUCUUCAAGUAAUACGUCUCGACUGGCUCGCGCGGGCCUUCGCGACAAGCUCAAGGACUUUGCUCGUGCGGGUAGCCAUGCACCGCUCGAGGAUAUAGGCAACGUCGGAGAUACUGAGCCAGACGAAGAAGAGGUCGGCGGCGGUGCCCGAACGGAAGACGUGGACGAGGAGAUGCUUGAUAGCGAUCAUCGUGGGGCAUCUUCGCCGCCGAUCCGCGCUCUGCGCGUCGAUCCUGAGACGCAAACGGAUGAUAGCUGGACUCAGGAAGACCAACUUGCCGGUACUGGUCCAAUGAACGUGGAUGAUGAUGGGCCAGAUCGCGCUCCCUCCCUCCGGCAUACGGCUGAGAAAAGGCCCAAGUCUGCAUCACUAUCACCAUCACCAGCCCCAGAAACCCUUCCUUCGGCUCGCUCCUCGACGCCGCUAUUCCUCAGCGACGACGAGGAUGAUGGCCCUCCUAAUGAACCUACGCGUCCCACGGAGGAGCGCGAGUCCUCUCCACCCAUUGACUACGAGAUGUCUUCGGACUUACACGUCAUGCCCGCCGUCAGCUCUCGUCAAGAGACGCAGGACGACGAAGUGGACGUCGACGACGUUACUCAGGAUCCCUCGCAGGAUGUCAAGUUGGAGGAUGACCAUUCCUCCAGCAUGGUUGCGGAGACUGAGCCGCUCUCUGAAGGUAGUGGCAAACCUGAAGUCACACGCACAGUCGAGGAUACUUGCGAUGUCACAGUACCAUUCGAGCUUGAUCGUUUGAGAGCCUUCUGGCAGGCUCGUCGAGCUCUUUCUUCCUCAUCAGCCACACGAUCCAACCCUGACGGCGCGAUGCAAGUCGACGGGCCACACCAGGAUGAGGCUGCUGGUCUUGCGAACAUCGAUGAUGAAGCAGCCGCGGCUGAUGCGCUUUCACGAGUCUUGAGUAAGGACGACUUUGCACGGAUGGAGGUUGCAGGACAGUUCAAUAAGGGCUUCAUCAUCGGCCGACGGCGGACUGAUACCCUCGACGAUCUCUUCAUCAUCGAUCAGCAUGCUGCGGAUGAGAAGUACAACUUUGAGACGCUGCAGCAGAAGACCAAGAUGGAGUCUCAGCGUCUAUAUCAACGCAAAGUCCUCGAGCUACCUGCCGCAGAUGCUCUCGUCGCUAUCGACAACAUCGACGUACUACGUCAGAACGGAUUCGAAGUUGAGGUCGAGGGCGAUGAGGAGGACGACAUGACCCGUCGAGUUGUGCUCCUCGCCAAGCCCGUCAGCAAGAGUACAACAUUCGAUGAGCGUGACCUCGAGGAACUCAUUCACCAGAUGCGGGACUUGCCGGCCGGGACGAUGGUGCGACCCUCAAGGAUACGCGCCAUGUUCGCAAGUCGUGCCUGUCGCAAGAGUGUGAUGGUCGGACACCCCCUCACGAAGCAACAGAUGACCACGAUCGUGAGGCAAAUGGAGGGCAUGGAUCAGCCAUGGCAUUGCCCGCAUGGGCGUCCAACUAUGCGCCACCUUGCUGAUAUCUCCUCGCUUACCCGGAAACCUAUCGCUGGUGUGAACUGGAGUAUCGCGCGACCGGAGUUCGAGUAG
Molecule: messenger RNA, 3237 nt
Organism: Peniophora sp. CBMAI 1063
Lineage: Eukaryota; Fungi; Basidiomycota; Agaricomycetes; Russulales; Peniophoraceae
Source: the annotation of a GenBank genome assembly